Messenger RNA from Amorphotheca resinae ATCC 22711, 591 nucleotides. RefSeq lists its product as hypothetical. The record is from RefSeq and is a predicted model, not a curated record. Lineage: Eukaryota; Fungi; Ascomycota; Leotiomycetes; Helotiales; Amorphothecaceae. The transcript has 4 exons. The coding region runs from base 1 to 591 and encodes 196 amino acids.
AUGGACGACCAGGCCAGACGUAUGGCCAUGGCUGCAACUGUAGUUCCACGAGGAGAUGUGGGUGUGGAUGUAUGUGGUGGGUGUGGAGGAGAUCUUGAGGAUGAUAAGGGAGAGGGAUUCUUGUACCGUACCGCCCGGGGGGCAAACGCUGCAGCAGCCCCUACCUAUAGCAGAGCUAUGUGGGUGCCAUACGAGGCCCGUGGCGAGCAGUGCGAAGCAGUACAGAGGAGAGCUGGGGGAGCAUUGAGGAGCACGCCGACGCAGACUGGACUGACUGGAUUGAUAGGAGUAUCUCGGCGUAUCCGGGUAGGCUGUAACCCCGAGAUCGACGGGAAUUCGUUGCGUUCAGCCGGCUCUUGCUUGCUGCUGGAGCAGGACCCUGGGCUCUCUCCCACGUCCACACAGUGCACACCCAGCCAGGAUCGCGAGGACCGCGUGGUGAUUGGCCGCUGGGUCGAUCUGGGAGUGUCGCAAGGGAAAGCAUCGAGUGCGCAAGCGGCCCAUGGUUCAUGGAGCAUGAGAGGCCAGGACUGUCGAGCCCAUCGCCCAUCGUUCCAUCGAGGCCGUCGAGGGAAAGCCGUCGACCCGUGA